This is a messenger RNA of Pseudo-nitzschia multistriata, 9115 nucleotides long. NCBI's taxonomy places the organism in Eukaryota, Bacillariophyta, Bacillariophyceae, Bacillariales, Bacillariaceae. The record is from the annotation of a GenBank genome assembly.
CAUUAGUGCUGCAGACUGAAUGAAACAGUAGUAUAGUAAUAAGAGCUGAAGCUUUCGGGGGACAGGGGCCUAAACCUAUCGGCCUGCCCCAGUCCUGCUUGAAGGAUCCCUGGCCAUGGGAAGCACCGCUGACCCACGCCCGUUGAGGUACACCGACCUCUUCAUCGAUCCCCAAGCUAAUCCAUUCGGAAACGAUCCCCAAAUCCGCAAGAACGCUUAUCGGGGGAUCUACCAGCGCUUUAGUGCAGGCCCAGCACCCCUCACCGCCGCAGGGUUAUUGGACCACGUGCUGAACCUAUUCGAAGCAAAGGCUGUGGGGGGAAUUGGCAUCUUUGUCAAUGAUACCACGCUCCUGCCGCAACUCCGAGUGAUUCACGGGAUUCGCAAGUAUCCGGGGAGCUUGAUGGAACACUCCAGUAACGCCAAUAAAGCGUUUGGAUACCUUGAUGACGUGGUAUCCGGGAGAGGGGAGCUAGUCCAGGUGACAGCGAACAUGUUUGCCCUUACAAAUGAAGUUAGAGUGCAUCCGGAGGCUCAACACCAGCUGGAGUUAGAAAGUAACCCGGACCUACAGUUCACGGGGCCUCUGACGAAUGAAGCCAACCCACAGGCUGAAAAGCUGCGGUGCCGACACACGUUCUUCAUCCCCUUCAAGCUAAUGCCACAUGUCCUUGGGAAGAAACUCACUCCUCGGGCUGCCUACUUCAUCAUCCAACCGUGGCUCGCAGCCGCUGACCUCAGGGAUGUUGCGGAACCCCUCUUAACUGCACUCCGUAUUGGGAGUACCCAAGUACUAAGCUCCACCCCUGGAGGGGGAGCGAUAUGUGAGAUUGCUGCCACUGAACCAGGCCCCUUGUUCCGUGCCGAAGCCAACCUCACGUUAUACAUGGAAGAAAAAGUAUUACACAGGGACCUACCCGGGCUUGUGUCUGUGCCGUCAUUAGUGGGACCAGAAACAGCGGCCUUAACGGCUGCAGUGUCCACGCUAACUGAUACACACUUACGGGCAACCCAAGCAAGUGAACACCGCCGAGCGGAGGAUGCUAAACCAGCCACUCUAGAGGAGGUCUUUGGAUCCCUCAACGCUCAGCGGUUAAGGACACUCUGCUCCGCGAAACAAGCUGAAGACCUCCCCCCAGUAUAUACUGCCUGGACAAGCAAGAAGAAGGGAGAGAAGCUGCAUGCACUGUUUCAAAGCCAUGUGGACCAAAGUGCACGGGAGCUGGGACUACAGCCCCCCUUUGUCCCCUUGGCAGCACUUAAGAGCUUCCAAGCCUUCCGGUUCUACGGCAUAGAUGACUGUGAACUGGGGGACGGAAUACUCCCUAUGGCCUUUGCUCCCCCGGGGGGGUCCCCCACAGCUAGGAAACAGCAGCUGGAAGACGCCACAGCUGCCGCCGCUUAUGAUACGAUGGUCUCAACGGAAGGCAACUCUAUAUCCUUCAGCGACGCUACCACACUGGGCAAAGCAAAAGGAUAUAUCCCAGUAGACUGGACAGAAGCCCUGUUGCAACUCGAGGGUUAUCUUCCAGUCCUGGCAACACUAAUAGGCACUGAUCAUCCCUUGGUUCGAAACUACCUCAGCGGACUCGAUCGACUAAAACGUAUACAACUCACUCUACGACAUGCACUUAAAGAUGAGUGUGGGGGCAAGUUAGCCCCUGCGAUACUCGUAUACUACUUCCAGAUUCGAGUACGGUGCUGGUUAGAAGACCAAUGGGACAGUGAUACCCCAGUUGAAGCACCCAGCUUCACUCAGGAGUUCCGCACCUUCAAGCUCUCCCGGAACCUCAACUGGUUGCCAGGAAUAUCAGAUGUUCCGGCUCUGCAGGGACUAAGGAAGCCCACAACACCGGCGCCGAGUGCUAGGACCCCCGCCCGAGGGGGAACAGGCGCCACCACUAGAGGAAGGAGUGGGCAGAGCGGCCCCUCCUCUAACAACAACAACAAUAACACUCCGCAAACACGUGUCGAAAAUCAUAACCAAGACCCCAGGAUCUUGGCCACCGAAGGGGAGCUCAAAACUCGGCUUAAGAACUGGAAGAUUGCCAAGGCUAUGAGCAGUAUGAAGGCAAAAGGAAAGGGGCCCUGUCUCCGGAAUGAUGGCAAGGAGAUGUGCCACUCCUGGCGCGCCAAAGGCUUCUGUUAUGAUGGCUGCAGACUGGGGUAUGACCACAAUGAGUCGACAGCCGAGGAAGAUGACCGCUUCUGGUCUUGGUGCCGAGAGCCUUAUACCAACACGGAGCAAUGAAGAGGGGGCAGGCAGCCUGCUCUUUGUCACACAGCUGCUGUGCCAUUGCCCCCUCGUAAACGACAGAAGAGGCGGGUGCAGAACACAGCAGCGGAUUGGGAAAUGUCUCACUCCCCUGUAGAACUAGGUAAGCAGUGUACGCAAGAGCAUAUCCCACACAAUUGUAAGAGGAGACAGGAGCCCGUUCCUGAGUCCUCCCCCAACGCUAAUAGCCAGACACCAGAGGAGAGCCGAGACUACACUGGUCCUGGUACAACACAUCGUAGGGACGCCGGCGGCCAACGAGAGCCUGCGGACGGACCCUGGGAGCCCGUAGACAAGAGGGUCGAGUCCCCCAGGGCCCCACACACAACAACCGAGGCCCGAGAACGGCCACUUACUACCACCUAUCCAUACGACCGGCUCGAUGCUCAUGUCACCAAAGCGGUUACAGCCUUUCACCAAGCAAACUGUUGGGGGGACUUCGUUCGAUCUGUUAGGGGGAGGGGGGACCUCCAUCCUGAAGUUGGGGAACUCCCACACCCGGCAGCACAACUCCUGCACAGUUUCCAGCAGGAGGGCACACCGGCGGUAAUGAUGUCACCACCCUGGGGAGCUGCCCGUAUAGCAGGAGCCUUAGCCCGGGGACCACACAAGUCCUCCCACAAUGGAAUAGAAUUCCUGCGAGAGGAGUAUGCGGACAUGAUGGAUAAGCAACAAUGGACUGUCCUGCCGGCUAGUCUGGUCACCGGAAUCCCAGGGCUCUGCUUAAGCCCGUUGGGACUCGUGCCACAGCGAGGGCGGAGGGACCGAAUGAUCUCUGAUUACAGUUACUUUGGGGUUAAUGCCGAAACAGCCCCCUUGGCACCCGCUGAGGCCAUGCAAUUUGGUCGAGCACUGAAACGCCUCCUGCAGCGGAUCCACAGUGCCAACAGCCGGUUUGGGCCCGUGUAUCUUUCCAAAAUAGACCUAUCUGAUGGCUUCUACAGACUAUGGGUGAAGCCGGAGGACACUCUGAGUCUAGCAGUUCUGUUUCCGAAACGGGAAGGGGAACAGCCGCUGGUAGGAAUCCCUCUUACGAAUCCCAUGGGCUGGUGCUCAUCGCCACCAAACUUCAGUGCCUGCACUGAAACGGUGGCAGACCUAGCCAAUGGCAUCCUCCUAAAGGUGGGGCUUGGAAAGAUGAGAAGGUUCCCACAUCGCCUCGAUGAGAUCUCAGAGACCCCACCAGAGGAGGCCGAGACAAUCCUACAGCCGCAACCGGCAGAGACCCCAGUCAGGGAGGCGAGCUUUCCGGCCCGUAAGCCGCUGUGCUACUGGGACAUCUAUGUGGAUGACUUUUGCGGUUUGGUGCAGGGGAACCAGUGGACCAGGAGAGCUGUCAAAAGGGCCCUGCUCCACUCCCUGGAUAAAGUAUUUCGGCCGUUGGACAAGCAGGAUACUCCGUACAGACAGGAGCCUGCCUCCAUUAAGAAGCUUAAGAAAGGGGAUGCAACAUGGACAACAUCAAAGGUGAUACUGGGAUGGCUUAUCGACACCACUACCAAGACUAUUAGCCUGCCACCUCACCGGGUGGCAAGGCUGCAGGAACUGCUCCAAGCCAUUCAGCCCACCCAAAAAUAUGCAAAGGUGGCUGACUGGCAUAAGUUACUAGGGGAGUUAAGAUCCAUGUCCCUAGCACUACCUGGUUCCUUGGGCCUGUUCUCCAUGCUGCAGGAAGCUUUCUGCCACCAGGAAAAGGGCCGUAACCGGCUGCGACUCACUCGGGCCCUCCAUGGUUUCCUACAAGACUUCCAGUGGUUAGCCAAAGAUAUAGCGAGCAGGCCCACUCGCAUAGCCAAACUGGUACCAGAUCUAUGGCCAGCCACCAUUGGGGCUUGUGAUGCAGCGGGCGAUGGGAUGGGAGGAGUGCACUUCAUCCCCUUGCCAGACGGACGAAUCCAGCCGUUGUACUGGAGAGCUCCGUUCCCAGCCUGGAUUCGCCGUGACUUGGUCUCCUUUGCUAAUCCAGAAGGAAAAAUCACCAACAGUGAGCUUGAACUGGCAGGAUCCAUAGCCCAUAUCGACAUACUGGCUCAAGCCGCAGCUGUUGGGGAACGCACAGUCCACAACCUCUACGAUAACACCGCAACAGUGCACUGGCAGCGAAAGGGAGCAGCUACGACUCCAGGACCGGUAGCAUACCUCCUGAGACUGCAGUCCCUUCACCAGCGGCUCUUUCGAUAUGUCCCCAGACAUGAUUACAUCCCAGGGCCCGCGAAUACUAUGGCAGAUACCCUUUCCUGGGCCUGGCACCUCUCCGACUCACAGUUGCUUGCCUAUUUCAACCGUUUCUUCCCUCAGAGCUUGCCCUGGCAAAGCUGCCGGCUCAGAAAGCCCAUGUAUUCCGCACUGAUCUUAGCCUUGUCCAAACGGAGAUGCGAUCCAGUGUUACUGCUGGAUAUGCCAAGAAAAAGGAUGCCCAUUGGGAAUGCUGGUUUCACUACUGCAUGUCACACAAAUUGGAUCCAUUCCUCCGGACUACCAAAGACCCAGUCCUGUACCUGCAAGUCUUUGGAGCCAGGUACCAAGAUGGGAGACUGUCCCCCAGCGGCAAGCGUGCACGAGCUCAUACAGUAUGUGACGCCAUCCGUUCAGUGGGCCAGAAGAUCACCAGGAUGGGGGCCCAAGAUCCCCGACUCAACCAGUUUGGUGCAAUAGAUUACCGUAUCACUUCACAACUGCGGGCCUAUCGCAGAAGGGACACCCCCCCCCGCUCGAGUGAAGCCGGUCCCUAUUACUAUUGUCAUACACACACUAAACUUUGCCUAUCACCAAAGCCCUACACCGCAACGACAGGCUGUUGCCAAUAUGAUCUGCAUAGCAUUCUUCUUCUGUCUCAGACCAGGGGAAUACACAGGAACCACAUCAGAUGACCAAGCCUUCUCCCUAGAUGAUAUCACCUUCUUUGUGGGUACUCGCCGGCUGUCGUCCGCCGCAGCCUCCGACGCGGAUAUCAGUGCCGCCACUUCAAUCCAGCUCACUUUCACCACACAGAAAAAUGGCAUUAAAGGGGAUGUUAUCGCACAUGCCCGCAGCACAGACCCCCUGUGCUGCCCCGUUACAGCAGUGAUACGGCAAUUCCUCCUGCAUAGGCACCACUCCACCACCUUUGAUGGCUCCGUCAAACUGGCCAGUUUUUACGACGCCACCAGAGGGACCAACGUACGGAUCACAUCCACGAUGAUCACGACGACCAUGCGAUGGCAUGCAGCCAUCUUGCAACACACCACGGGCAUUGCCCCGGCUUCCCUCAGUGCCCGCUCCUUGCGGGCCGGAGGAGCCAUGGCCCUUCUCCAGGGCCAAUGUGACUCCAAUGUCAUUAAACUCCUCGCGCGUUGGCACAGCGAUGCCAUGAUGCGAUACCUCCAUCAACAAUCAGUCCCCUUGUUCCGAAACCUUGCCUCCCUCAUGUUCAACAAUGGCACCUACAGCUUCCUUCCCGAAGAAUCUGUUCCCUCAGCUUCGUAGCGCCCUGGGCUUUGCCACGGCGCUUCGCCCGUCGCACCCUGCGGCUUGCCCAGGGCGCUGGAGCUGCGGCGCCUCCCACCCACGCUUUGCUCCCACCCGUUGGCCUGUGGCCCAUUGGCAGCAGCUAGUAGUUACAGUAUGCGUGUGCUGGUGGUGUAGGAUCAGCAGGCUUACGGCUGCUGCAGCUUCCCCUCCCUUCCAAGCCUUAACCCUAAAGGGGGAAGGCCCGACACGUGGAAGAGGAUUGGGGUUGCUGCAGUUUCCCAUAGGACCUGCUAAACCCACCAACACAGUCUAUACCAAGUAACCCUAGAGUUCAUGGGAAACCACACGUAGGGCUCGUUACAGAGGCUGUUUCAUGUAAGGAAACAGUCACCUGUCAUUUCUUGUCACCUGUCAACGCCACAUAAGAUAUGUAAGUAUAUUACGUACUCCUGUACAUACAGUAAUACAUACAGUAAUACUGUAGACUGUAGAUGACGAUCAUUGAUAUUUCCGUGCGAGGUACGUACGACAAAAUAUUUUCUAGUCGUGCUUCGAUCAAUGAUGUCGCAGUCGCACGGUACGAACAGUGCGAUAGGUUGUCUAUCAGUUUACAGAAAUUACUCCUGAAUAUUUAACUGGAAUUGGGAUUAGUUGUCGUCUUCAAUGCCGUAUUUAUGGCUUUAAUCCUAACAACUGUCAGUAAGCAAGAAACAAUCCACAGCGUUGCGGCUUUCUGACUUCAAAAGAAUCUCGGAUACCGCAUCGGCACACUGCUGUUUCAACUAAUGAUCCUUCUGAUACCGUGGUUUACAUAACAGACGCACCGUACAGAAAUGGUUCUGGAGAAAAAUGCAAAAUCGUCCAGGAUUUCGUGCGUGAUGUUUGCCGACCCAGAACUCCCGACCGCGGUUCCCGCUCAUCUCUCCUCACCGUAAAAACCACACCCCGUCUGAUUCGGUGGCGAACCGAGGAAGGGCCACUUUCGUUCGAUGUAGUGAGUGCAGUACGUAUUGUACUGUAGGGUGAUUCUGUCUUCGAUACAUCGAACUAAUGUAUCUUUCCAGUAGAUCGUAGAGUAAAGCACAAUCGGUUCCGGUACGAGUACCAGUACUUGAAGCUCCUCUGAAAGCACACACACAAUCCCCUUGGUUGGUCUUCUUCAUAGACAAGAAGAAAACAAACUGGCAACAAAGAAACAAUAUUGUAAGUUGUUGCAAUAGCUACACCAUCACAUAGCACACAGCACCAAGCGAGAAAACACAAUACUAUUGUGCAACUAUCCCCGGCUACUAGGCCAGAACAAAUCGUGYGAUCAAAACUAGUUGGAAAGGUGAGAAAGUGGUGAUACCUAUCUGGUGGAAUUGGUUUUAUCUGAACCAUUCUUCUUUCGCUGCUGCUUUGAACCACCCGGCGCUCCCUGACAUAGAUCGAGAUUGUCUCUUUCGCUUGCUUGGCUUUGAAACCGUUCUUGUAUGGCUUCUCAUAACAGAUUCGAAGUUCUUUGGAGCAGAGAUUCACAUAACAGCAGCAAAACCCAACCAAGCGCUCUCCACUAUGGAUCUCAACGACGACAAAGGCAGAAGCAGCGGCCUACCGCAAACGACAACGAAGAAACCGCCUCCCCAACGGCAGAGUCGUAACUACCGCUCCGACCAAGAGGAAGAAAAGAAAAGCUCCGGCAACGAAGACAUCGAGGUUGCCAUCAACGACGGCCGCUCCAUCCUUUCUUCCAGCACCACCGCCACCACGAAAACAGCUGCAGCCGCAGCCCUUUUGGAUCAACAGAUCGAGGGGCAGCGCCAGAAGGGAGUCAACAACUUUGAUGACAAUGCCGGCGGCAAGUCUCGCCCCGAUGCCGAUGCCGACCGUGCAUUCAAACAGAAAGCCAAGGCCGCAAGGAUGAGUGCGGUUUCCUCGGGUGCCUACCGAAAGCCCCCGCCACCUGGUUCCGUUGCUGCUCCUGCUUCUACUGCAGCGGUUGCUACGGCUCGGGACAUGUCGGACGCCAUGGCCAAGUCCCGAGGCCGUCGGAAUGCAGGCGCCAAGAACCAACAAAAGCGACCCGUGCCCGCCCAUCUCCGGGACUCUUCCACCGGUGGACACCGCAACGGCGGCAACACCGGCAGCAAGAACCAGACCAACACCACCAAACUGGAACGAUUGGAAGAAGAAGUCGCGGCCAAGGCAAGGGGCAAGGCACCCACUUCCGCUGGCGCGAGAGCGUCGGUCACCAAGCGGAACCCUCCAGGCCUCUCCCCGAACAGAUCGCAAUCCGAAGCCUCGUCGCCCGGAAGCAGCUUCACGGCCGUCAAACGCAUGAACCGAAUGGAGGCAGACAUUGCCGCCAAGGAACAGUCCCGUGCCAGUCGGGGUUCGGGGGAUCGGCCCGCCGGCAAGCGCCUGGAUCGGCUGGAAGCCGACGUGGCCGCCAAGGAACGGGCCAAGGCCAGCCGUGUCACCGGGAAGAAGGCGAGUGCGAUUGCCAGGAAGCUUGCCAAGAACCAGCAGCAACGCGGUGCUCCGGCAACGGUWCCGGGGGCGGUUUCUUCCACCGAAGGUGGCGGCCGAGCCGCUCUCCUCGCCAAGAAGAAGAGGAACGUUGCUGCUUCCGUUGCUGCCACGGGAACUUCCGAAGGUGCUGCUUCGUCCAAGCUCAAGAAAGCCCCUCCCUCCCACGGAGUGAACCACCUCGUCGGUGGCGAGAAACAACCCAAGCACGAAUCUCCGGAUGCUUCCGAUGGUGGUGCCGGUGGUCCGACGAACGUACCUCCCGGAACGGGUGGCACGGAGGUCGGGGGUCGCUACGAAAGUGAUAGCAACAACGGCCUGGCGGUGGCCGUUGCUGUUCGCGAGAACGAGGACGUUUUCAUUCCCUCCGCUGUCGAAUACGACCCGGAUGCCAUCAAGUAUCCCGUGUACAAGAACCAACGCGUGCGCGUAUAUGGCCUCUUGUUCUGCAUCUUGCUCAUCAUCGUUACCGCCUGCACGAUCGGGGUCUUGACCAUUCUACAGAGAGAGGACGACGAGCAGCACCAUGUACCUACCGAGUCCCCGACGUGUGCCCGCUGCACCUUGGAUUAUAUCGAACAACUGGAACUGGAAGUUGGAUCGCAAAAACUCAACGACCCCGAGUCUCCGGAAUACCUUGCCAAGGAAUGGAUCAUACACGAGGACGAGAUGCAGCUCUUGCCUACGGACCUCAAUUUUAUUCAGCGGUUUAUCAUGGCCGCCUUCUACUUUGAUACACACCAAGUGGCCCCGUGGCGGUCGUGCAACCAGCAGAGUAUCGAUCUUGCCGACAACGAGACCGAAAAAUGUGACUUUUUAAAGCUGUCGGGCAUCAAACCACUGGUAUUCGAAGCAUGUGAGUAUUUUGGUGAUCGCGCUCCC